Messenger RNA from Octopus sinensis (East Asian common octopus), 1374 nucleotides. RefSeq names its product organic cation transporter-like protein. The transcript has 9 exons. Gene Ontology annotation, biological process: transmembrane transport. Gene Ontology annotation, molecular function: transmembrane transporter activity. The record is from RefSeq and is a predicted model, not a curated record. The annotation marks the transcript as partial. Lineage: Eukaryota; Metazoa; Mollusca; Cephalopoda; Octopoda; Octopodidae.
UUUUCGUUACAGUGGAACCUGGUUUGUGAUAAAGAAGGCUUGGCGGAAUUAACACAAUCUUUAUUUACUGCAGGCCAAGGAGCUGGUGCUUUGAUAUUUACGGCCUUUGCAGAUAAAAUAGGUCGGAAACCAGUUCAUGUUGGCUGUACAUUUUUCCUCAUGCUAUGUGCGUCCGGAAGUGCACUCUCACCAAACAUAUGGGUCUUCGCAGCGCUUCGAGUUUUAGGUGGAGCUUUUCAACAGGGUUCCGCUAUUCCUGGUUAUACCAUGAUUUUGGAGCUGUUUCCUGCCGACAAACGAACACUGAUUUCAUGCAUACUGGGGGUUUGGUGGGGUAUGUGUGUUAUGAUCCUAGCGUUGGUUGCCUAUCUCAUGAAAUAUUCAGAAUGGAGAUGGCUGUGUGCCGUUUUGGGGUUUCCAGGGAUCGUAUGCGUAUUUGAAAUUUGGUACUUAAGAGAAAGCAUUCGAUGGUUGUUCACAAAAGGGAAAAUUGUAGAAGCCGAAAGAAUUGUGAAACGCGCUGCAAAACUUAACGGAGUCGAUUUCGAAGCGGCAUGGACAAAAUGUCUGAAAUCUAAUGAAUCUGCUAUGGAAAUGCAUCGAUUAGGUGAACAGUCCAAAGAACUGAUUGACAGAAAUGGAACAAACCCUGAAGACGAAGCCAAAGUUCAUCCUAAAGAAACUGCGCUUGGAUUGUGGACCAUGAUCAAAUACAGAACAACCAGAAACAUGACACUAGUUAUCAUGUUCGCAUGGCUGAUUACCAGUGUGACAUAUUUCGGACUAUACUUGACCUCCAGUAGUUUGUCUGGAGACCGUCAUUUGAAUUACUUCCUCACUGCAUCCAUGGAACUUCCCUCCAGUUUCGUCCUCUACAAAUUAUUCAUGUUAUUUGGACGGAAGAAAGCCAUCAUAAUUCUCAUUGCUACCUCAGCUGUGACAUUAUUAGCCGUGGCAGUUCUGAAAUCAAUCGGUGACAGUCGCGCCAUCAAUACUUCUACAAUAGUUUUUUCUUUGCUUGGAAUGCUUGCUAUCAGUGGUGCCUUUGCUGGUUUAUGGUUAUAUACUCCUGAAAUCUACCCAACCACAUUAAGGAAUGCUGGAAUGGGUGUAGCCUCAGCUACAGCACGUAUCGCGAGCAUGAUCUCUCCUUACACAAGAAUGCUGGCUGCGCGUGUUGUUUGGGGCCCAGCACUUGUAUUUGGUGCUGGGUGUUUCAUUGCAUCGAGCUUGCUAUUGACUCUUCCUGAAACGCAUAAUAAACAACUACCACAGAAUUUGGAUGAAAUGCUGAGCUUCAAACGGGAGUGCGGUAAAGGAGAAGGUGGAAAGAAGAGGAAAAAUAUAAGUUCGAAAAGAUAUGCAAAUAAAUGA